Messenger RNA from Chelonoidis abingdonii (Abingdon island giant tortoise), 4168 nucleotides. Lineage: Eukaryota; Metazoa; Chordata; Testudines; Testudinidae. The record is from RefSeq and is a predicted model, not a curated record.
UGUUUAUUGACAGGUUCCCAAGAGUCAGAUAGCUCUCAGUCUGCCAAGAAAGACAUGCUGGCUGCAUUGAAAUCCAGGCAGGAAGCUCUGGAAGAGACACUGCGCCAGCGACUGGAGGAGCUAAAGAAACUGUGUCUCCGAGAAGCGGAGCUCACAGGAAAGCUGCCCAGGGAAUACCCCCUAGAUCCAGGGGAGGAGCCACCUAUUGUAAGGAGAAGAAUAGGGACUGCCUUUAAACUGGAUGAACAGAAAAUACUGCCUAAAGGAGAGGAAGCGGAGCUGGAGCGCCUGGAGAGGGAAUUUGCAAUUCAGUCCCAGAUCACUGAGGCUGCUCGGCGCCUGGCCAGUGACCCCAAUGUCAGCAAAAAGCUGAAGAAACAAAGGAAAACUUCCUACCUUAAUGCCCUAAAGAAACUGCAGGAGAUCGAAAACGCCAUCAAUGAGUACCGCAUCAAAUCUGGAAAGAAGCCAACGCAGAGAGCCUCCCUGAUCAUAGAUGAAGGAAACAUCGCCAGUGAAGAUAGCUCCCUCUCAGAUGCCCUUGUUCUUGAGGACGAGGAUUCUCAGGUUAUCAGCACAAUAUCCCCCUUACAGUCACCUCACAAAGGACUCCCUCCCCGGCCACCCCUACAUAACAGACCACCUCCUCCACAGUCAUUGGAAGGACUCAGACAAAUGCACUACCACCGGAAUGAUUAUGACAAGUCUCCUAUCAAGCCCAAGAUGUGGAGCGAGUCAUCCCUGGAUGAACCCUACGAGAAGGUCAAGAAAUGCUCCUCACACAGUCAUUCCAGCAGUCACAAACGGUUCCCCAGCACAGGAAGCUGUGCAGAGGCUGGAGGGAGCAGCUCUCUGCAAAAUAGCCCCAUCAGGAGCCUCCCGCAUUGGAAUUCCCAGUCCAGCAUGCCAUCUACACCAGAUCUACGGGUACGCAGUCCGCAUUAUGUCCAUUCCACUAGGUCAGUAGACAUCAGCCCAACCAGACUGCACAGCUUAGCUCAGCACUUUAGACACAGAAGCUCCAGCUUAGAGUCACAAGGCAAGCUCCUUGGGUCAGAGAACGAGACGGGGAGCCCCGAUUUCUACACCCCAAGGACUCGUAGCAGUAAUGGCUCUGACCCCAUGGACGACUGCUCUUCCUGCACCAGUCAUUCCAGCUCUGAGCACUACUACCCUGCUCAGAUGAACCCCAACUACUCCACCCUGGCCGAGGAUUCCCCCUCAAAAGCCAGAGAGCGGCAGAGGCAAAGGCACAAAUCUGCGGGAAACCUGGUCUCUUCUAAUUCAGGGAGCAUGCCCAACCUGGCGGCAAGGAACGGAACCGGGCACCCGGGGGUCUAUCUGCACAGCCAGAGCCAGCCUUCCUCUCAGUACAGGAUCAAAGAGUACCCCCUGUACAUCGAAGGCAGCUCCACGCCUGUGGUGGUGCGCAGCCUGGAGAAUGACCAGGAGGGACACUACAGCGUGAAAGCACAAUUUAAAACCUCCAACUCCUACACGGCAGGGGGGAUGUUUAAAGAGAACUGGCACGGGGACGAAGUGGACUCAGUCAGACUGACCCCCUCCCGUUCUCAGAUCAUAAGGACUCCAUCUCUGGGCAGAGAAGGCCAUGAGAAGGGCUCGGGCAGGACUGCAGUAUCAGAUGAACUCCGGCUGUGGUACCAGCGGUCCACAGCCUCCCACAAGGAGCACAGCCGCCUGUCGCACACAAGCUCCACCUCCUCGGACAGCAGCUCCCAAUACAGCACAUCUUCUCAAAGCACCUUCGUGGCACACAGCAGGGUAACGAGGAUGCCUCAAAUGUGUAAAGCAACAUCAGCUGCCUUACCUCACAGCCAGAGGAGUUCAACACCAUCUAGUGAACUAGCAGCUACACCACCAAGCAGUCCCCACCACAUCGUAGCAUGGCAGACUGGGAGCUACAAUGAUAGCUGUUUCCUGGAUUCUCCCCUCUAUCCAGAACUAGCAGAUGUCCAGUGGUAUGGACAGGAAAAAGCCAAGCCUGGGACUCUAGUGUGAACCCCUGACCUCAAUCCGAUCACAUCAAUGCCAUUCUGAGAUCACCUCACUGCCUCUCAUUUGCCUUACCCAGAUGCACUGUCGCCUGGCACCAGCUUCAACGCUAAGCACUUUUCUCGAAAUGCCAUUCAAGAUGCCAUUACAGAUACUAACCCCAGGCUGCAUCCGCAACCACCAACGGAUAGCAGUGUUUCAAACCAGGUUGCCAUGGACUGACAUACAACUCCUAUAGCCCAAAGGGCCGGGGGUGGGGACAUUAUGAAUAACUAUGUUAGCAGCCAGAUGGCAGCAGGGUUUUUUCUUUGAAAGUCUUUCAAGGUAUAAAUACAAUCUUAUAGGUCUACGGCAUGGGAAAAUAGUAAGAUUUCUACAACUUGCAGUCUGAAGCCAACAGAACAUUAGUUAAGGGGGCAAGAAACAGCAAUUGUGAAAUAUAUUCCUUACUCCUGAAUUAUUUAUUUGGAGUAAAGAAAAGCUCCUCUUGCUUCAGAAAUGUGUCAGAAUAUCGCAAUCAGUUCAGUGCUGCCAAGAUCACAGAAUGACUACGAGACGAGAGCAUGGGCAGUGUCUCUGUAAGUGUGCCCAUUUCCAGAGGUGACAGUCUACACUUUGGAAACUGUUUUUACUUCCUUCCUCACUUUAAGCCCUUCCAAAAAAUAAAACAACCACCACCAAAACCCAUUGGGAUGAAGACACACCAGAGCUCUGGGCUGGGAUCGUAAAAUCAGUCUUGAAAAGCUGCUGUUUAAAGUGGACAGACACAAAGGUUUACAAGGGUAUGAUCUAAAGCAGAGGCAAGUGCUGCUAUUCUUAGCAUCUGUGGCUGGCACAGGCUAACCACCAAUACAUGCAGUUUUUUGUUUGGGGUUUUUUGUAACGCUUAUGAUAAAUUAAGGUGAAAAUUGCCAAAAGCCGUUCUAUGAAUAGAAAUAACCAAUAAAGGAUAUCCUAUUUAUGCACAAAGUGUUUAACAUGAAAUCAAAGGAAAGCACAUUACGAGCUAAUCGAUGUGGUCAAGCCACAUUAGCAUAACGGUUCCGAUUAUUAUGCUUUUGGUAAGUGCCAGUGUAGCAAAGGGCUCAUCACCAAAGUAUUGGUAUCCAAGGGACCCCACGAUGUUAUAAAGCGGAAGGGUUCAGUAGGGUUCUCUACGAACCAGCAGACUAGGCAAAUUUUCAGAUUGCAAGAAAGGACCAUAAUGAAUAAAAGCUAAUUAAUUAGUAACCUUGAUGCACUUGACACAGACUCUCAUUGUCUAUGAAUACCAAAAGGAAGCCUAGGAGAGAGUCGUGACCAGGAGCUGCAAGUUUACAUGUACUUUGGAGCAAUGCUUUACACAUGUCAAGCCAUCAAACGGCAAAAGGCCUCAAAGACACUUCUGUACUGAACUAGUGCACAAGCUAGGUGGGGGUUGAAGCUGGCACGUCUCGUCUUCGCUACGGUGCUACGCUGUUUUUAUUGCCACUAGAUGGGGUGGGGUCCUCGCCCCAUUUGUGCAUGCGAAUGACGAUUUCCUAUGGGAAAGGCAAUUAAAGAAAUGGCUGGAGGGGGUUACUUUGUGAAAAGCAGAAACUGAGGUUAGCUUUAGUUUAAAGAAAUCAAGUAUGCUUGCGUGCGUGUGUUCGAAGAAUAAUGCUAGUCUACCAGACAAGGAGGGCAGGAAAUUUAAAACUAAACUUGAGGGCUGCCACACCUUUUUUCUUGUAAUAGUAUCACUGGGAACCUGUUUUUUACCAGAAGCUUUCAAGAGCACAGAUUGGAGGAGGCUUGGAAAGAGUGGGAGUAGGAGGGGUGUUUAAAAAUGAAUGUUAGCAGUUACUGUGAGUGCUUUUUCCUAUAUCGUUUAUACGUAUAUUGACUUGUUUUAACAUUCUGCACUUACCUGCUACCCUGCAGUCACCCUAUACUCCUGCGAGGCACUGUAGGAGCUGUGGCUGGGGGCAAGUGAGGCCCAGGGCGGUUAUCUGACUUGCCCAAGAGCAUGCAGGAAGAACUAGAACUCAGCUCUAACUUCUGUGCCAUUAGUUAUAAAAAUCACCUCUCCACAGAGCUGGCAAAUUUUUGCACUGGCAGGAAAUUUAAAUUUAAAACACUAAAGCCUCUGUUUGCCAAAAGCUGGGAAUGGGCGAGAAGGGAUGGAUCACUGGAU